CUAGCAAAGGUUAUCAUCGUCCUGGGGUUAGUUGGGUCCACUUUUGGAUUGUUCCUGCCCUUCAAUGACAGCCUUCACAAGACGGGUGUUCAUGGACCUGUGGAAAUCAGAAGGCAUCACAAAAAUUUCACAUGCGAAGACUGUGUAAACCAUAACUCCUCCCACGGACAUAGCAUAUCAAUUGAAAUAAUGCUGAGCAUCUCCGACUCACAUGAAUCAGAAAACUCCGAGUCCUCUGGGAACCACAACUCUGGAUGCGAUAAUGAUGUUAACUGCAAUGAGAGUAGCGACUCUAGUGAAGAUUCCAGCGAAAUUACUUGUGAAGAGAGCAAUGAAAACAUAACUGAAGACACAACUGAAGACACAAGUGAAGAUACAACUGAAAACACAACUGAAGACACAACUGAAGACACCACUGAGGACACAACUGAGGACACAACUGAAGACACAACUGAGGACACAACUGAGGACACAACUGAGGACACAACUGAAGACACAACUGAAGACACAAGUGAAGAUACAACUGAAAACACAACUGAAGACACAACUGAAGACACCACUGAGGACACAACUGAAGACACAACUGAAGACACAACUGAGGACACAACUGAAGACACCACUGAAGACACAACUGAAGACACAACUGAAGACACCACUGAGGACACAACUGAAGACACAACUGAAGACACAACUGAAGAAACAACUGAGGACACAACUGAGGACACGACUGAAGACACCACUGAAGACACAACUGAGGACACAACUGAGGACACAACUGAAGACACAACUGAAGACACCACUGAAGACACCACUGAAAACACAACUGAAGACACAACUGAAAACACCACUGAAGACACCACUGAAGACACAACUGAGGACACAACGGAAGACACAACUGAGGACACAACUGAAGACACAACUGAAGACACAACUGAGGACACAACUGAAGACACAACUGAAGACACAACUGAGGACACAACUGAAGACACAACUGAAGACACAACUGAAGAAACCACUGAGGACACAACUGAAGACACAACUGAAGACACCACUGAAGACACAACUGAAGACACAACUGAGGACACAACUGAAGACACAACUGAAGACACCACUGAAGACACCACUGAAGACACAACUGAGGACACAACUGAAGACACAACUGAAGACACAACUGAAGACACAACUGAAGAAACAACUGAAGACACAACUGAGGACACAACUGAAGACACAACUGAAGACACAACUGAGGACACAACUGAAGACACAACUGAAGAAACAACUGAAGACACAACUGAGGACACAACUGAAGACACAACUGAAGACACAACUGAGGACACCACUGAAGACACAACUGAAGACACCACUGAAGAAACAACUGAAGACACAACUGAGGACACCACUGAAGACACAACUGAAGACACAACUGAGGACACAACUGAAGACACAACUGAGGACACAACUGAAGACACCAAUGAAGACACCACUGAAGACACAACUGAAGACACAACUGAGGACACAACUGAAGACACAACUGAAGACACAACUGAAGAGACAAAUGAGGACACAACUGAAGACACAACUGAAGACACCACUGAAGACACAACUGAAGACACAACUGAAAACACAACUGAGGACACAACUGAAGACACAACUGAAGACACAACUGAGGACACAACUAAAGACACAACUGAGGACACAACUGAAGACACCACUGAAGACACAACUGAGGACACAACUCAUGACACAACUGAAGACACCACUGAAGACACCACUGAAGACACAACUGAAGACACAACUGAGGACACAACUGAAGACACAACUGAGGACACAACUGAGGACACAACUGAAGACACAACUGAGGACACAACUGAGGACACAACUGAAGACACAACUGAGGACACAACUGAAGACACAACUGAAGACACAACUGAGGACACAACUGAGGACACAACUGAAGACACAUCUGAGGACACAACUGAGGACACAACUGAAGACACAACUGAGGACACAACUGAGGACACAACUGAAGACACAACUGAAGACACAACUGAGGACACAACUGAAGACACAACUGAGGACACAACUGAAGACACAACUGAGGACACAACUGAGGACACAACUGAAGACACCACUGAAGACACAACUGAAGACACAACUGAGGACACAACUGAAGACACCACUGAAGAGACAACUGAAGACACAAUUGAAGACACCACUGAGGACACAACUGAAGACACAACUGAGGAGACAACUGAAGACACAACUGAGGACACAACUGAAGACACAACUGAAGUCACAACUGAAGACACCACUGAAGACACCACUGAGGACACAACUGAGGACACAACUGAGGACACAACUGAAGACACAACUGAAGACACAACUGAGGACACAACUGAAGACACUACUGAAGACACCACUGAAGAAACCACUGAGGACACAACUGAAGACACAACUGAGGACACAACUGAGGACACAACUGAAGACACAACUGAAGACACAACUGAAGAAACCACUGAGGACACAACUGAAGACACAACUGAAGACACAACUGAAGACACAACUGAAGAAACCACUGAGGACACAACUGAAGACACAACUGAAGACACAACUGAAGAAACCACUGAGGACACAACUGAAGACACAACUGAAGACACAACUGAGGACACAACUGAGGACACAACUGAAGACACAACUGAGGACACAACUGAGGACACAACUGAAGACACAACUGAAGAAACCACUGUGGACACAACUGAAGACACAACUGAAGACACAACUGAGGACACAACUGAGGACACAACUGAAGACACAACUGAAGACACAACUGAAGAAACCAAUGAGGACACAACUGAAGACACAACUGAAGACACAACUGAGGACACAACUGAAGACACAACUGAAGACACAACUGAGGACACAACUGAAGACACAACUGAGGACACCACUGAAGACACAACUGAGGACACAACUGAGGACACAACUGAAGACACAACUGAGGACACAACUGAAGACACAACUGAGGACACAACUGAAGACACCACUGAAGACACCACUGAAGACACAACUGAGGACACAACUGAGGACACAACUGAGGACACAACUGAACACACCACUGAAGACACCAAUGAAGACACAACUGAAGACACAACUGAAAAGACAACUGAAGAUACAACUGAGGACACAACUGAAGACACAACUGAGGACACCACUGAAGACACAACUGAGGACACAACUGAGGACACAACUGAAGACACAACUGAAGACACAACUGAAGACACAACUGAGGACACAACUGAGGACACAACUGAAGACACAACUGAGGACACCACUGAAGACACAACUGAGGACACAACUGAGGACACAACUGAAGACACAACUGAGGACACAACUGAAGACACCACUGAAGACACCAAUGAAGACACAACUGAAGACACAACUGAAGAGACAACUGAAGAUACAACUGAGGACACAACUGAAGAUACAACUGAGGACACAACUGAAGACACAACUGAGGACACCACUGAAGACACAACUGAAGACACAACUGAGGACACAACUGAAGACACAACUGAGGACACCACUGAAGACACCACUGAAGACACAACUGAGGACACAACUGAGGACACAACUGAAGACACAACUGAGGACACCACUGAAGACACAACUGAGGACACAACUGAGGACACAACUGAAGACACAACUGAGGACACAACUGAAGACACCACUGAAGACACCACUGAAGACACAACUGAGGACACAACUGAGGACACAACUGAGGACACAACUGAACACACCACUGAAGACACCACUGAAGACACAACUGAAGACACAACUGAAGAUACAACUGAGGACACAACAGAAGACACCACUGAAGACACAACUGAGGACACAACUGAAGAUACAACUGAGGACACAACUGAAGACACCACUGAAGACACCACUGAGGACACAACUGAGGACACAACUGAAGACACCACUGAAGACACAACUGAGGACACAACUGAAGACACAACUGAGGACACAACUGAAGACACCACUGAAGACACAACUGAAGACACAACUGAAGACACCACUGAGGACACAACUGAAGACACAACUGAAGACACCACUGAAGACACCACUGAGGACACAACUGAAGACACCACUGAAGACACCACCGAAGACACAACUGAAGGCACAACUGAGGACACAACUGAAGACACAACUGAAGACACAACCGAAGAAACCACUGAGGAGACAACUGAAGACACAAUUGAAGACACAACUGAAGACAUAACUGAAGACACAACUGAAGACACAACUGAAGAAACCACUGAAGACACCACUGAAGACACCACCGAAGACACAACUGAAGGCACAACUGAGGACACAACUGAAGACACAACUGAAGACACAACUGAAGAAACCACUGAAGAGACAACUGAAGACACAAUUGAAGACACAACUGAAGACAUAACUGAAGACACAACUGAAGACACAACUGAAGAAACCACUGAGGACACAACUGAAGACACAACUGAAGACACCACUGAAGACACAACUGAAGACACAACUGAGGACACAACUGAAGACACAACUGAAGACACAACUGAGGACACAACUGAAGACACAACUGAAGACACAACUGAAGACACCACUGAGGACACCACUGAAGACACAACUGAAGACACCACUGAAGAAACAACUGAAGACACAACUGAGGACACCACUGAAGACACAACUGAAGACACAACUGAGGACACAACUGAAGACACAACUGAGGACACAACUGAAGACACCAAUGAAGACACCACUGAAGACACAACUGAAGACACAACUGAAGACACAACUGAAGACACAACUGAAGAGACAACUGAGGACACAACUGAAGACACAACUGAAGACACAACUGAAGAGACAACUGAAGACACAACUGAAGACACAACUGAAGACACCACUGAAGAGACAACUGAAGACACAACUGAGGACACAACUGAAGACACAACUGAAGACUCCACUGAAGACACCACUGAAGACACAAUUGAAGACACAACUGAAAACACAAAUGAGGACACAACUGAAGACACAACUGAAGACACAACUGAGGACACAACUGAAGACACCACUGAAGACACAACUGAGGACACAACUGAGGACACAACUGAAGACACCACUGAAGACACCACUGAAGACACAACUGAAGACACAACUGAGGACACAACUGAAGACACAACUGAGGACACAACUGAGGACACAACUGAAGACACAACUGAGGACACAACUGAGGACACAACUGAAGACACAACUGAGGACACAACUGAAGACACAACUGAAGACACAACUGAGGACACAACUGAAGACACAACUGAGGACACAACUGAGGACACAACUGAAGACACAACUGAGGACACAACUGAGGACACAACUGAAGACACAACUGAAGACAUAACUGAGGACACAACUGAAGACACAACUGAGGACACAACUGAAGACACAACUGAGGACACAACUGAGGACACAACUGAAGACACCAAUGAAGACACAACUGAAGACACAACUGAGGACACAACUGAAGACACCACUGAAGAGACAACUGAAGACACAAUUGAAGACACCACUGAGGACACAACUGAAGACACCACUGAGGAGACAACUGAAGACACAACUGAGGACACAACUGAAGACACAACUGAAGACACAACUGAAGACACCACUGAAGACACCACUGAGGACACAACUGAGGACACAACUGAAGACACAACUGAAGACACAACUGAGGACACAACUGAAGACACUACUGAAGACACCACUGAAGACACCACUGAAGACACAACUGAAGACACAACUGAAGACACAACUGAAGAAACCACUGAGGACACAACUGAAGACACAACUGAAGACACAACUGAGGACACAACUGAGGACACAACUGAAGACACAACUGAGGACACAACUGAAGACACAACUGAGGACACCACAGAAGACACAACUGAGGACACAACUGAGGACACAACUGAAGACACAACUGAGGACACCACUGAAGACACAACUGAAGACACAACUGAGGACACAGUUGAGGACACAACUGAAGACACAACUGAGGACACCACUGAAGACACAACUGAGGACACAACUGAGGACACAACUGAAGACACAACUGAAGACACCACUGAAGACACAACUGAAGACACAACUGAAGACACAACUGAAGAAACCACUGAGGACACAACUGAAGACACAACUGAAGACACAACUGAGGACACAACUGAAGACACCACUGAAGACACCACUGAAGACACAACUGAGGACACAACUGAGGACACAACUGAGGACACAACUGAACACACCACUGAAGACACCACUGAAGACACAACUGAAGACACAACUGAAGAGACAACUGAAGACACAACUGAGGACACAACUGAAGAUACAACUGAGGACACAACAGAAGACACCACUGAAGACACCACUGAGGACACAACUGAGGACACAACUGAAGAUACAACUGAGGACACAACUGAAGACACCAAUGAAGACACCACUGAGGACACAACUGAGGACACAACUGAAGACACCACUGAAGACACAACUGAGGACACAACUGAAGACACAACUGAGGACACAACUGAAGACACCACUGAAGACACAACUGAGGACACAACUGAAGACACAACUGAAGACACAACUGAGGACACAACUGAAGACACAACUGAAGACACAACUGAAGACACCACUGAAGACACAAAUGAAGCCACAACUGAGGACACAAGUGAAGACACCACUGAAGAGACAACUGAAGACACAAUUGAAGACACCACUGAGGACACAAUUGAAGACACAACUGAAGACACAACUGAAGACACCACUGAGGACACAACUGAGGACACAACUGAAGACACAACUGAAGAUACAACUGAGGACACAACUGAAGACACCACUGAAGACACCACUGAGGACACAACUGAAGACACAACUGAAGACACAACUGAAGAAACAACUGAAGACACAACUGAAGACACAACUGAAGAAACCACUGAAGACACAACUGAAGACACAACUGAAGAAACCACUGAGGACACCACUGAAGACACAACUGAAGACACCACUGAAGAAACAACUGAAGACACAACUGAGGACACCACUGAAGACACAACUGAAGACACAACUGAGGACACAACUGAAAACACAACUGAGGACACAACUGAAGACACCAAUGAAGACACCACUGAAGACACAACUGAAGACACAACUGAAGAGACAACUGAGGACACAACUGAGGACACAACUGAGGACACAACUGAAGACACAACUGAGGACACAACUGAAGACACAACUGAAGACACCACUGAAGACACCACUGAAGACACCACUGAAGACACAACUGAAGACACAACUGAAAACACAACUGAGGACACAACUGAAGACACAACUGAAGACACAACUGAGGACACCACUGAAGACACCACUGAAGACACAACUGAGGACACAACUGAGGACACAACUGAAGACACCAAUGAAGACACCACUGAAGACACAACUGAAGACACAACUGAGGACACAACUGAAGACACAACUGAGGACACAACUGAGGACACAACUGAAGACACAACUGAGGACACAACUGAAGACACAACUGAGGACACAACUGAGGACACAACUGAGGACACAACUGAAGACACAACUGAGGACACAACUGAAGACACAACUGAGGACACAACUGAGGACACAACUGAAGACACAACUGAGGACACAACUGAGGACACAACUGAAGACACAACUGAAGACACAACUGAGGACACAACUGAGAACACAACUGAAGACACCACUGAAGACACAACUGAAGACACAACUGAGGACACAACUGAAGACAGCACUGAAGAGACAACUGAAGACACAAUUGAAGACACCACUGAGGACACAACUGAAGACACUGCUGAAGACACCACUGAAGACACAACUGAAGACACAACUGAAGACACAACUGAAGAAACCACUGAGGACACAACUGAAGUCACAACUGAAGACACAACUGAGGACACAACUGAAGACACAACUGAGGACACAACUGAAGACACAACUGAGGACACCACUGAAGGCACAACUGAGGACACAACUGAGGACACAACUGAAGACACAACUGAGGACACCACUGAAGACACAACUGAAGACACAACUGAGGACACAGUUGAGGACACAACUGAAGACACAACUGAGGACACAACUGAAGACACAACUGAGGACACAACUGAGGACACAACUGAAGACACCACUGAAGACACCACUGAAGACACAACUGAGGACACAACUGAGGACACAACUGAACACACCAAUGAAGACACCACUGAAGACACAACUGAAGACACAACUGAAGAGACAACUGAAGACACAACUGAGGACACAACUGAAGAUACAACUGAGGACACAACAGAAGACACCACUGAAGACACCACUGAGGACACAACUGAAGACACCACUGAAGACACAACUGAGGACACAACUGAAGAUACAACUGAGGACACAACUGAAGACACCAAUGAAAACACCACUGAGGACACAACUGAAGACACCACUGAAGACACAACUGAGGACACAACUGAAGACACAACUGAGGACACAACUGAAGACACCACUGAAGACACAACUGAGGACACAACUGAAGACACAACUGAAGACACAACUGAUGACACAACUGAAGACACAACUGAAGACACAACUGAGGACACAACUGAAGACACCACUGAAGACACAAAUGAAGACACAACUGAGGACACAACUGAAGACACCACUGAAGACACAAAUGAAGACACAACUGAGGACACAACUGAAGACACAACUGAAGACACAAUUGAAGACACCACUGAGGACACAAUUGAAGACACCACUGAGGAGACAACUGAAGACACAACUGAGGACACAACUGAAGACACAACUGAAGACACAACUGAAGACACCACUGAGGACAAAACUGAGGACACAACUGAAGACACAACUGAAGAUACAACUGAGGACACAAUUGAAGACACCACUGAAGACACCAAUGAGGACACAACUGAAGACACAACUGAAGACACAACUGAAGAAACCACUGAGGACACAACUGAAGACACAACUGAAGACACAACUGAGGACACCACUGAAGACACAACUGAGGACACAACUGAAGACACCACUGAAGAGACAACUGAAGACACAAUUGAAGACACCACUGAGGACACAAUUGAAGACACCACUGAGGAGACAACUGAAGACACAACUGAGGACACAACUGAAGACACAACUGAGGACACAACUGAAGACACCACUGAAGACACCACUGAGGACACAACUGAAGACACAACUGAGGACACAACUGAAGACACAACUGAAGACACAACUAAGGACACAACUGAGGACACAACUGAAGACACCACUGAAGACACAACUGAAGACACAACUGAAGAAACCACUGAGGACACAACUGAAGACACAACUGAAGACACAACUGAGGACACAACUGAAGACACAACUGAAGACACAACUGAGGACACAACUGAAGACACAACUGAGGAUACCACUGAAGACACAACUGAGGACACAACUGAGGACACAACUGAAGACACAACUGAGGACACCACUGAAGACACAACUGAAGACACAACUGAAGACACAAUUGAGGACACAACUGAAGACACAACUGAGGACACCACUAAAGACACAACUGAAGACACCACUGAAGACACCACUGAGGACACAACUGAGGACACAACUGAAGAUACAAUUGAGGACACAACUGAAGACACCACUGAAGAGACAACUGAGGACACAACUGAGGACACAACUGAAGAUACAACUGAGGACACAACUGAAGACACCACUGAAGACACCACUGAGGACACAACUGAGGACACAUCUGAAGACACCACUGAAGACACAACUGAGGACACAACUGAAGACACAACUGAGGACACAACUGAAGACACCACUGAAGACACAACUGAGGACACAACUGAAGACACAACUGAAGACACCACUGAAGACACAACUGAGGACACAACUGAAGACACAACGGAAGACACAACUGAGGACACAACUGAAGACACCACUGAAGACACCACUGAAGACACAACUGAAGACACAACUGAGGACACAACUGAAGACACCACUGAAGAGACAACUGAAGACACAAUUGAAGACACCACUGAGGACACAAUUGAAGACACCACUGAGGAGACAACUGAAGACACAACUGAGGACACAACUGAAGACACAACUGAAGACACCACUGAGGACACAAAUGAGGACACAACUGAGGACACAACUGAAGACACAACUGGUGACACCACUGAAGACACCACUGAAGACACCACUGAGGACACAACUGAAGACACAACUGAAGACACAACUGAAGAAACCACUGAGGACACAACUGAAUACACAACUGAGGACACAACUAAGGACACAACUGAAGACACAACCGAAGACACAACUGAGGACACAACUGAAGACACAACUGAGGACACCACUGAAGACAAAACUGAGGACACAACUGAGGACACAACUGAAGACACAACUGAGGACACCACUGAAGACACAACUGAAGACACAACUGAGGACACAACUGAGGACACAACUGAGGACACAACUGAAGACACAACUGAGGAUACCAUUGAAGACACAACUGAGGACACAAUUGAGGACACAACUGAAGACACAACUGAGGACACAACUGAAGACACCACUGAAGAGACCACUGAAGACACAACUGAGGACACAACUGAGGACACAACUGAGGACACAAAUGAAGACACCACUGAAGACACCACUGAAGACACAACUGAAGACACAACAGAAGAGACAACUGAGGACUCAACUGAGAACACAACUGAAGAUACAACUGAGGACACAACUGAAGACACCACUGAAGAGACAACUGAGGACACAACUGAGGACACAACUGAAGAUACAACUGAGGACACAACUGAAGACACCACUGAAGACACCACUGAGGACACAACUGAGGACACAACUGAAGAUACAACUGAGGACACAACUGAAGACACCACUGAAGACACCACUGAGGACACAACUGAGGACACAACUGAGGACACAACUGAAGACACCACUGAAGACACAACUGAGGACACAACUGAAGACACAACUGAAGACACCACUGAAGACACAACUGAGGACACAACUGAAGACACCGCUGAAGACACAACUGAGGACACAACUGAAGACACAACUGAAGACACAACUGAGGACACAACUGAAGACACCACUGAAGACACAACUGAGAGCACAACUGAAGACACAACAGAAGACACAACUGAGGACACAGCCGAAGACAAUACUGAAGACACCACUGAAGAGACAACUGAAGACACAACUGAAGACACUACUGAAGACACCACUGAGGACACAACUGAAGACACAACUGAGGACACAACUGAAGGCACAACUGAAGACACAUCUGAAGACACCCCUGAAGACAUAACUGAAGGCUCCACUGAAGACACAACUGACGACACAACUGAAGAGACAACUGAAGACACAACUGAAAACACCACCGAAGCCUCAACUGAGGUUACAACUAAACACAAAAAUGAACACACCACUGAAGGCACCACCGAAGCCACAACUGAGGUUACAACUAAACACAAAAAUGAACACACCACUGAAGGCACCACCGAAGCCACAACUGAGGUUACAACUAAACACAAAAAUGAACACACCACUGAAGGCACCACCGAAGCCACAACUGAGGUUACAACUAAACACAAAAAUGAACACACCACUGAAGGCACCACCGAAGCCACAACUGAGGUUACAACUAUAUAAAAAAAUACAAACACAAAGGCACCCAAAGGACACAACUGAAGACACAACUGAACAGACAACUGAGGACACAACUGAAGACACCACUGAAGACACAACUGAAGACACAACUGAACAGACAACUGAGGACACAACUGAAGACACAACUGAACAGACAACUGAGGACACAACUGAAGACACAACUGAAGA
Messenger RNA from Eriocheir sinensis (Chinese mitten crab), 11985 nucleotides. RefSeq names its product serine-rich adhesin for platelets-like. The transcript is spliced from 2 exons. The record is from RefSeq and is a predicted model, not a curated record. Bases 190 to 11799 code for a protein of 3869 amino acids. NCBI's taxonomy places the organism in Eukaryota, Metazoa, Arthropoda, Malacostraca, Decapoda, Varunidae.